Molecule: messenger RNA, 2116 nt
Organism: Psammomys obesus (fat sand rat)
Lineage: Eukaryota; Metazoa; Chordata; Mammalia; Rodentia; Muridae
Gene: Ppp2r2b
Product: protein phosphatase 2 regulatory subunit Bbeta
Exons: 9
Coding region: 303-1643 (446 amino acids)
Biological process (GO): peptidyl-serine dephosphorylation
Cellular component (GO): cytosol; protein phosphatase type 2A complex
Molecular function (GO): protein binding; protein phosphatase regulator activity
Source: RefSeq, a predicted model, not a curated record
GGCAGGACUCACUUACUCAGCAAUCCUGCUCGGAGGAGCUUCAGCCAAUGAAGAGGCUCUAUCCCAGCUUGCUUGGGGGCUUCUGAGUUUGAGCUGCCUGCAGAAAUGUAAGGCUUUGCUUCCUGGCGCUGAUGGCAAAAUGGGACCCAUCUCCAGUUAUUCCUUGGGCUCCCCAGCUCCGCAGAUCUGGGAGAGAACCUACAUAAACAUAUUGGUGAUGUAGCCAGCUUUCAAGGCCGAGAGAAUCCUCAUGGAUUCGGGAGACUGGUUUUUCAUUUAGAAUUUUCUUUUUCCUUUGGAAGAUGAAAUGCUUCUCUCGUUACCUGCCUUAUAUCUUCAGACCUCCAAACACCAUCCUCUCUUCCAGCUGCCACACGGAAGCUGACAUUAUCUCUACGGUAGAAUUCAACCACACAGGAGAGUUACUAGCGACAGGGGACAAGGGGGGUCGGGUUGUAAUAUUUCAGCGAGAACAGGAGAGUAAAAACCAGGUUCAUCGCAGGGGUGAAUACAAUGUUUACAGCACAUUCCAGAGCCAUGAGCCCGAGUUCGAUUACCUGAAGAGUUUAGAAAUAGAAGAAAAAAUCAAUAAGAUAAGAUGGCUCCCUCAGCAGAAUGCAGCUUACUUUCUUCUGUCUACCAAUGAUAAAACUGUGAAGCUGUGGAAGGUGAGUGAGCGUGAUAAGAGACCCGAAGGCUACAACCUGAAAGAUGAGGAGGGCCGGCUCCGGGAUCCUGCCACCAUCACAACACUGCGGGUGCCUGUCCUGAGACCCAUGGACCUGAUGGUGGAGGCCACCCCACGAAGAGUGUUUGCCAAUGCACACACCUACCACAUCAACUCCAUCUCCGUCAACAGCGACUAUGAGACCUACAUGUCUGCUGAUGACCUGAGGAUUAACCUGUGGAACUUUGAGAUAACCAACCAGAGUUUUAAUAUCGUGGACAUCAAGCCAGCCAACAUGGAGGAGCUCACGGAGGUGAUCACAGCGGCUGAGUUCCACCCCCAUCACUGCAACACCUUCGUAUACAGCAGCAGUAAGGGGACCAUCCGGCUGUGUGACAUGCGGGCCUCUGCCCUGUGUGAUAGGCACACCAAGUUUUUUGAAGAGCCAGAAGAUCCAAGCAACAGAUCCUUUUUCUCUGAAAUUAUCUCUUCAAUUUCGGAUGUGAAGUUUAGCCACAGUGGGAGGUAUAUUAUGACCAGAGACUAUCUGACCGUGAAAGUCUGGGAUCUCAACAUGGAAAAUCGCCCCAUCGAGACAUACCAGGUUCACGACUACCUCCGCAGCAAGCUGUGCUCCCUCUAUGAAAAUGACUGCAUUUUCGAUAAAUUUGAGUGUGUGUGGAAUGGGUCAGACAGUGUCAUCAUGACGGGCUCCUACAACAACUUCUUCAGGAUGUUCGACCGAAACACCAAACGUGAUGUGACCCUUGAGGCCUCGAGGGAAAACAGCAAACCCCGGGCUAUCCUCAAACCCCGAAAAGUGUGUGUCGGGGGCAAGCGAAGAAAAGAUGAGAUCAGUGUCGACAGUCUGGACUUUAGCAAAAAGAUCUUGCAUACAGCUUGGCAUCCUUCAGAAAAUAUUAUAGCAGUGGCGGCCACAAAUAACUUAUAUAUCUUCCAGGACAAGGUUAACUAGGAGGACAAGCUAUUACUUAGUCUCAUAUACUGAAUACUAGUCAAACAAGUUUUUAAAUGUUUCUUUGGGUCUUCAUUUGAUGCAUUGACUUUCAUUUCCCUAUGCAUAAAACAAUUGGAAUAGAAUUUAAAAGGAGUUUAAUGUUCCCAACUCCCCAAUUCUAAGAAACUUUUGUCAAACUCAGUAGGCUUGGGACACUUCUGUUUAGAACUGAGACCUGCCAACUGGCAGUAAUUCCUCCAUAGUCGACUUGAAUUUCUGAUGCGUUCGUUCAUUGCCCAGUUUUCUCUGGUGGGUUCCGUGUUUUGUUUCUAGGUGUCUGCUGCGAUAAAAUGAGAUUGUCUGUAGUAUUUAAGGAGAAAAGAGAUAAGGUUUUUUUUUAAAAUGAAACAAUUCCAUUUGUUUGAAAAAAAAAUCAACAAAAAAUAAACACUGUUUACUCUUAGAGUUUCUCUUUGUGAAGAAUCAGACCU